AUGGUCUGGGACUUGAGGCGAAGGGGAAGUGGGGGUUCAGGGAGGCAGGGAGGGGCAGAGGACGCGGGGGAAGGGGGAGAGGGGGGCGAGGCGGCGGGCGGGAGGGGCGCGGAGGAGGCGGGGAGGGGGCGAGUUGCAGGGGCGGAGGAGGCGUGGAGGGGGUGGGCGUCAGGGAAGGAGGAGGAGAGGAGAGGGCGGGUUGCAGGGGCGGAGAAGGCGGGGAGGGGCGGGCGCAGGGGUGGAGCGCGGGCCCGCCCCGAGGCCGCUGGAAAAGUUUGCGCCCCGGCGCGCGCGCAGAGGCUGAGCCAGCCGGUCCGUGGACACGCGACGGGGACGCGGCGCCAGCGCGGUGGCAGGACGAGCGCGGGCGGGACCCCCGGCCGGAGUGCGACCACCCCCCCCCCCAUCCCCGCCCCAGGACUGCCCCGCUGCCCCGGUCCAGGCCGCUGGGAGCGGAGGAGGGGUCGCCGGGACGCGGGCGGCCCCAGUGCCCUCCCCAGACGGAGGCGCCUGCUCUCCAUGCCCUGGCCGGGGUCCCGCCCGGGGCCACCUCCGAAGCCUGAGCCGGGGCUGUUUCUCUGGAAAUGGACGUGCCCAGGGCGCCCUCUGGUGGCUCCCGGAGCUGAGCCUCGGUGA
This is a messenger RNA of Neofelis nebulosa (Clouded leopard), 636 nucleotides long. RefSeq names its product 5E5 antigen-like. The coding region runs from base 1 to 636 and encodes 211 amino acids. The record is from RefSeq and is a predicted model, not a curated record. The transcript has 3 exons. NCBI's taxonomy places the organism in Eukaryota, Metazoa, Chordata, Mammalia, Carnivora, Felidae.